Molecule: messenger RNA, 1293 nt
Organism: Camellia sinensis
Lineage: Eukaryota; Viridiplantae; Streptophyta; Magnoliopsida; Ericales; Theaceae
Source: RefSeq, a predicted model, not a curated record
AUGGUUGCUUUAUCUAUUGAGAGUUAUUUGGUGGAAGACAUGAGACGUUUGAGGCUUGAGGUUGUUAUGCCUGGUGAUAGGGCUUAUUAUAGUCCAUUGACAGUUCAGCCGACCUUGAGAGAACGAAUUCGUUUAGUUCAAGAGAUUGACCACCAGUGUGAGUGUAUUAAAGGAGAGAUGGCAGAGGGUAAGCAUGUAGACUUUGUGGUUAGUAAUGAUGGGUUGCUUAGAUUCCGUAGCCAAAUUUGUGUUCCUGCUAGUGGUGAUUUGAGGAAAGAGAUUAUGACAGAGGUUAAAGUAGAACAUCAGAAACUCAUGGGGAAGCUACAACUCUUACCUAUACCAGAGUGGAAGUGGGAUCAUAUUACCAUGGACUUCGUGCGAGGAUUACCUCGUACUAAUAGUAAUCACAAUGUAGUUUGGAGCUCUCAUGGAAUUCGAGCCAUGAAGAUGAUUCCCAAAGAUGAUUUGGUCGAUGUGAUGAAUGUGAUGAAUGCUUUAAAAUAUCCCAUGAUUGAUAACCAAGACGAUCAUGCUCAUGCUCAUGCUCAUAAUGAGAUACAUAUAGAUCAUAUUCAUGAUCAUUCAUCAUCACACAUGGAUCACAUAGACCCUUCACUAAUUGUGUUCUUCUUUUUGGAAGACCCAAAGGUAGGAAAAACAAUUCCCAUUGCUUCCCAAAGAGACUCUUCUUCCUCUCCUCAUUUCCUACCCAAAGAGGAAUCCAAUUACAUUUCUUUAUCACUAGAACAACUUCCAAAUCUUCUUCGAAUCUUUUCCUUCCCUCAAGGCUCUCCACAAGCCCAAGCCAUGGAAAGCACACUUAGACAAUGUGAGGUCAAACCUAUCAAAGGCAGGUCAAAAACAUGUGCCACAUCAUUAGAAUCUAUGCUUGAUUUCGUACGUGCCAUGUUCGGAUUAGUGAGCGAAUUCAAAGUUGUAUCAACUAUCCACUUCACAGAAUCAACCUCCAUUCUUCAAAAUUACACUAUCCUAGAAGAUACUCUAGAAAUUUCUGGUCCCAAGAUGGUUGCAUGUCAUACCAUGCCUCACCCAUAUGCAAUUUUCUAUUGUUAUUACCGAGAGAGCAAAAGCAAGGUCUUUUGGGGGGGUGAAAAUGGAGACAGGCUUAAAGCGGUUGUUGUUUGUCACAUGGAUACCUCUCAAUGGAGCCCGGGUCAUGUGUCAUUUCAAGUACUGGGAGUUGAGCCAGGGUCCUCCCCAGUUUGCCAUUUCUUCCCAUCCGAUAAUCUUGUGUGGACUGCAUCAUCUACUUUAAUUAGUCAUAUGUAG